CAGACACUCAUGGUGAUUGGUGCAGAGAAUGCUUGAUGAACAGGUUAGUACCUGCUUUACAUCUCAUUAGAGACCCGAGAGUAGAGGAAACAGCCGUCAGAUCACAGAGCAGAGCAGAAGUAUGAAGUUUAACACAGCGCUGAGUGUUGCUGCAAUCAUAUUUCUGAACAUAGCAGGUUCUCUCUGCCAGUUAGAUGUAUGUGGUCAAGCCCCCCUCAACAAUAAGAUUGUUGGAGGGCAGGAUGCAACGACAGGUUCUUGGCCGUGGCAAGUCAGCAUUCAAAGCCCCACAUUUGGAGGCCAUUUCUGUGGUGGGAGUCUAAUCAAUAAAGACUGGGUUUUGUCUGCAGCUCACUGCUUCCAGAGCUCAAUUACUACCAUUGAGAUCUAUCUGGGACGUCAGAGCCAGUCAGGCUCAAACCCUAAUGAAGCUUUCAGGACAGCGAGUAGAGUCAUCAACCAUCCGGACUAUUCUGAUCCUACCCAUGACAAUGACAUAGCACUGCUCCGGCUCUCCUCAUCAGUGACUUUCUCUGAUUACAUUAAGCCAGUCUGUCUGGCGGCUGCUGGUAGUGUAUUUGCUGCAGGUUCUGACAGCUGGGUCACUGGAUGGGGAGCACUAAAGUCUGAAGGUGCGGCUCCUGACAUUCUGCAGGAGGUGAUGAUACCAAUUGUGAGCAACAGCAACUGUGAUGAUGCUUAUGGCGCUCUUAAAAUAACAAGCAAUAUGAUUUGCGCUGGACUGUUAAAUGAGGGAGGAAAAGAUUCAUGUCAGGGAGACUCCGGAGGUCCACUGGUCAGUAGGAACGGCUCCCUGUGGAUUCAGUCUGGUGUUGUGAGUUUUGGUAUUGGAUGUGCAGACCCCAAAUAUCCCGGUGUGUAUGCCAGAGUCUCUCAGUACCAGGACUGGAUCACCUCUACCAUUGGCAGCAACCAACCUGGAUUUGUCGAAUUCAACAACAAUGCAUUCAUAAACUCACCCAACCUCCUUUUAUUUUCAGUUUCUCUCACACUCUCCAUCAUUCCCUUCAUAAGAUCCCUAUAUCUCUCUUGUUAGAGAUCAUUUGAAGGAGAGUUCUCAAGGUUCUUUUUUUUAAAGAGAAUAAUUGUGUUUUACAAGUUUUUAUAAAUAUGUGAAGAAGGUGCAUAGUUAUAUUGUUGUUUAUUCUUUAUCUUUUUAAAAAUACUAUUCUUGGAAAGCUACACUUUAUUGCACAUUAAUGGAGUUAAGCAAGCUUUUACCCUCAGAAUGUUUGCAUAAUGAGUUUGUGAUAUUUGGCUUAAAUACAAGACAUAAAUGAUGCUUGCGAUUAUAAUGCAUAGCUAAUUAUUGUUGUCCCUGUGACCGGUUUUUUUUUUUUUUUUUUUUGAGAUUUUUUCUUGACUGGUUGUAUUUCUUUUCAAAUGCACUGCAGACACUUUAGUAUAAAAGUUUUAUAUUAUUUACAAUAACACUUAAUCACAGGGUCUUAACCGUAAUAAAAGCAUGUGUGCUCUGCAUUGUGUUUAGAGAGACUGGUUAUUGAAAAUGUAACCAGUAAAAAAAGCUUCUGAGAAUUGA
Molecule: messenger RNA, 1561 nt
Organism: Cyprinus carpio (common carp)
Lineage: Eukaryota; Metazoa; Chordata; Actinopteri; Cypriniformes; Cyprinidae
Product: trypsin-2-like
Biological process (GO): proteolysis
Molecular function (GO): serine-type endopeptidase activity
Source: RefSeq, a predicted model, not a curated record